Danaus plexippus (monarch butterfly) is the source of this 2110-nucleotide messenger RNA. RefSeq lists its product as uncharacterized. The transcript is spliced from 9 exons. The coding region runs from base 123 to 1886 and encodes 587 amino acids. Lineage: Eukaryota; Metazoa; Arthropoda; Insecta; Lepidoptera; Nymphalidae. The record is from RefSeq and is a predicted model, not a curated record.
CGUCUUCAUUGGCAUAAAUAAAAGUCACAAUUAAAGAAGCAUAUUAUGAUAAUUAGCAAAUACAAAGAUAAACUUCUCCUACGAACUUCAAGUAUUUUUGGAUUUGAAUUUAUUUUUAAAAUAUGGAUAAAAUUAAACUUUACAAUGAAUAUUUAUUCAAACUCAGAAGUCUGUCACUGCGCGAGCCUUAUAUAGAAGUUCAUGAUAAUAUAAACCCUAUGUUGAAGCACUAUAUGAAACUCCUUGAUAAUAUAUCAUUUAAAGAGGAAUCUUAUCACACUUAUUAUGGGAAUAUCAAAAGAAUUGUCAACAGUUUUACGAUACGUUGGACUAAUGUUAUGGAUGAAGCUAUUAAAAUCACUGACAAAUAUAUUCAUUUCGUGAAAAGAGAAGACUUAGAAAUGAUGAUAGCCAAAAUGAUGGAAAUGCAAAAAGAAAAGCAAGAUGCUUUCGUAAAACAAUUUGCUAAUAGCGAUGACCCAAUCGAAAAAGAAAAAAUUAACGAGAUACAGGAACUAUACAACGAUUAUAUGAAAAAAGUUGAAUUACUUUCAGAAAAAGUUAAUAAGUUAGAUAAACAAGAAAAGGUAGAGGAAUUCGCUAAAGAACAUUUACCACAAUCGUUACAAAUAAAAAACAAAAUAUUCCGCUUCACAUAUGAUUUCAUAGCUCUUAAACUCGCUUUAGCGGUAGAUAGAAUUCGGACAAGUCUUGAAGAAAUUAUAAAUAGACUACGAAAUAAUCUAAAAAAUAUCCAAAACGAUGUUGAGGGCAGCGUUUCAGAGCUUUUAAUGCAGCUUUAUGAAAAAAAUAAAGAAAAUCUUAUCUUGUCCCGACAGGACGUUCGUUCAUCCAAAGACCUGGCCGAAGUAAAACGCGGAAUGGACAUCAUAAUAGAUAAAAUAGAACAUUCUAAAAACAUUCCGGAGAAUCGGCUAAGCGAAGAAUGUGAGCAUUGGGAAAAAGUUUUUCAAGAAUUCAAACAAAUUGAAAAAACUUUGCAAGAAAUACAAAAAGAAGAAAAUUGUAUUCACGAACAAAUAAUGGCGUCCGAUGAUUCAGAGGACCAAAAGAACAAAACGGACGCUGAGUGCUGGACCAUGGACGAAAAAUUGGCAUACCUCAAAAAAGCUAAGCUCAAAGCCGCUAAAGCUUUGUUUACAUUCUUUAGUGUUAGAGGUGAAAACUACAUUUACUAUACUGAUAGAAUCGGAACCUACUUCGUCGACGAGUACGGGCACCAAGUCUACGUGUUUGACUACGGACUUAACGAGUACCACGUCAACUGUGACGGCAACUUUGUAAAUCACCCAGAUAAAGAGAAAUAUUAUUACGACGAAAACGGUCGUUAUAUCAUCGGAAACGGCCAGAGGUUAUACCAGUUGGCGCCCUGCACGAGCAAGUACCUGGUAGAAAACGACGUGUUCGUGAAACACAGUAAAGACUGCGGGCAUUCAGAGAUGAAAAUGGACUGCGGCAUGCAGAUCAAGGAUCAGACACAUGUCACCAUAUUACCUGACGUUACACCUGUCGAUAUUAAAGGCACUCUGGAUUCAGAAGUCAUUAAAUAUAUAUGGGACACAUUCGGCCACAUCCUACCGGAAGUGAUGCAAGGAGUCGCAGAAAUAAAACCGAAGAACCCCAUCCAUUGCCUUGCACAUAAAUUGGUGCAGUAUAAGUGUAAGAGAACUAGUGAAAAGGAUAAGAGAGACGCCAUUCUUUAUCACCAGCAGAUAUAUGAAGACAGGCGCGAGAAAGUGAACGCCCUAUAUAAGUUGUGGCGCGACAAGCAAAUCCAUGUUAAACCGGAGGGGGACAACGAUGACGCUUUGAGAGCUCACCGCGAGGCGGAGGAACUAGUGAGGGGGCUGAACUAUUACAAUUAGCUUAUGUUUAUAUUUAACGCCUCUUAUUAGGUCAUACAGAAUAUUGUCACACAGAUCUCAGAUGACAGAUUAUAACUGUCAUUUUCGAGAAACGGGUGUGAUGUCACUAGUCUUGAUUCGAAUUUUUUUUUUUUUUCAAAUUCAACCAUAAUUAUUACAUGUUGUAAUUACACUACUAUUAUAUCUUUUUCUUAUUAUGAUUUAAUGAUUACACCAUUAAAGUA